Molecule: messenger RNA, 948 nt
Organism: Monoraphidium neglectum
Lineage: Eukaryota; Viridiplantae; Chlorophyta; Chlorophyceae; Sphaeropleales; Selenastraceae
Exons: 6
Coding region: 1-948 (315 amino acids)
Source: RefSeq, a predicted model, not a curated record
AUGACGACGAGCGGCUGCUGGCGGAGACGCUGGCUGGCCAAACUCGUAGCUGGCAAGGCCAAGGGCCAGGCUGGGGGUGCAGGCAAGGCAUCAGCGCCCGCGGCCAAGGGCAAGGGCAAGGCCGCGCACGAGCGGCCUGCGCCAUCCGUGGACAACCCCACCCCCGAGCCUAAGGGCAAGGUCCGGAAGAGGGGGGAGGGGUCGGACGUCAAAACGGCCCAUAGCAAGCGCGGCCACAGCGCAAAGGGCCCGCAGAAGCAGCAGCAGGUCGACGAGGCGGGCCCAUCAGCGCCUGCACCGGGGAAGCAGCAGCAGAAGCAGCAGCAGCAGCAGCAGCAGCAGCAGCGCCAGCCCAGCAAGGCCAAGGGCAAGGACGCGGGCAAGAAGCCCGCCCUGGCUCUCAGCGAGGUCCUGUUCGACCUGGCUAGCAGCAGCGAGGAGGAGGAGGAGGAGGACGACGCGCCGGGCAGCGAGAAGCCCGCGGGGUCGGAGGACAGCGACGACCUGGAGGCCCUUGGGCCGCUGGACAGGGCGGCCGUCCUGGCCAACCGCGCCAAGGAUUUCCAGAGGAAGCAACUUUCGGUCGUGGGGCGGGACAGGGCCGUCCGCUUCGUCCCCAAGGAGAUGAAGAGAGCCGACCCAGAGAAGGAGAAGGACAAGAAGUCCGCCCCCAAGCUGCAGCUGCCGGCCUCCACCUGCUUUUGGCCGACGUACAACCUGUGCCGCAGCCACGCCGCGAGCGUCGGGUGGCCCGUUGGCACCACCCCCUUUGCCAACCUGCUGCUGCUGGUGUACCACGAGCUCUGCUGCGCGGGGGGCCGCUACGGCGACAAGGUGAUCAAGCUGCUCACGGGGACGGAGAACGCCAUGCUGGUGGAGCCGCAGUUCUUCAAGAAGCCCGACCUGGAGGGGGAGGCCGCCGAGGAGACCGACGAGGAGGCCGAAUGA